GCAGAAGCCAUUAGAAACUCACUCACCUUCGCGGGCUCUUUCUUUCACUGUCUCAGUUGCUGCUUAGGGUUUCGUAGGUGAACCCUUCGCCGUUCACACUCUCCAAUUCCAAUCUCCAACCUCGUUCUCUCACAAUCAUCUUUCAAUUCCUCUCAAUUUUUCGUUACUGUUAGUGAAAUUUUUGCUCCUUCUUCUUCAUUCAGACUGCAGCAAAACCCUAGGGUUUAAGCUUCCCCCUUUUUCUUCCACUCAGCACAUUUUCCUUGAGCUGGGUAGUGAAUUUGGUUACAGCCAUGUAUGGUGGUGAUGAAGUCUCAGCUAUUGUAAUUGACUUGGGUUCUCACACCUGUAAAGCUGGUUAUGCUGGUGAAGAUGCCCCUAAGGCUGUGUUUCCUUCUGUUGUUGGAGCAAUUGAUCAAAUGGAUAUAGAUGAAGCAGAUAAUGCUGAAAAGAACUCUGCCUCUGGUACAGAAUUGAAGAAUUCUGAUAAAGCCAAGGGAAAGAGGAAAUUGUACGUAGGAUCUCAGUCCUUGGGAUACCGUAGAGACCAUAUGGAGGUGCUAUCUCCAUUAAAGGACGGAAUUGUCGCUGACUGGGAUAUUGUUGACAGUAUAUGGGAUCAUGCCUUUAGGGAAUGCCUAUUGAUUGACCCGAAAGAGCAUCCAAUGCUCCUUGCAGAGCCUUCUUCCACCUCUCAACAACAGAGAGAAAGGACAGCAGAGCUUAUGUUUGAGAAGUACAAAGCGCCCGCAUUAUUUUUGGCGAAGAAUGCUGUUCUGACUUCUUUUGCAUCAGGGCGUGCUACAUCAUUAGUUGUUGAUGGUGGUGGAGGAUCAACUACAGUUGCAGCAGUACAUGAUGGUUAUGUUCUUCAAAAGGCUGUGGCUACCUCUCCAAUUGGAGGGGAAUUUCUUACAGACUGCUUGAUGAAAAGCUUGGAAAGCAAGGGUAUUGUGAUGAAACCACGGUAUUCCUUUAGGCGAAAGGAAAUACGCCCUGGAGAGUUUCAGACCGUAGAUCUUGAUUUUCCAAAUACAACUGAAAGCUACAAACUCUACUCCCAGAGGGUGAUUGCUAGUGACAUCAAGGAAUGUGUGUGCCGUGCUCCAGAUACUCCAUAUGAUGAGAAAGCGUAUUCAAACAUUCCAAUGACCCCAUACGAGCUUCCUGAUGGCCAGACAAUUGAGAUUGGGGCUGACAGAUUUAAGAUUCCAGAUAUUCUUUUCAAUCCAUCCUUGGUUCAGUCAAUUCCUGGCAUGGAGAGCUUUGCAGAAAUUGCUCCUUCAGUUCGUGGUCUUCCUCAAAUGGUUAUAGAAAGCAUUAACAAGUGUGAUGUAGACAUUCGAAGAGAGCUAUUUAGUAGCAUACUGCUUGCUGGUGGCACAGCUUCAAUGCAACAACUGAAGGAACGCCUUGAGAAGGACUUGCUAGAGGAAUCCCCUCAAGCUGCUAGGGUAAAAGUAUUGGCCAGUGGAAAUGCUACUGAAAGAAGGUUUAGUGUUUGGAUAGGGGGUAGUAUAUUGGCUUCUCUUGGCUCCUUUCAACAAAUGUGGUUCUCCAGAUCCGAGUAUGAAGAGCAUGGAGCUUCAUAUAUCCAAAGGAAGUGUCCUUGAGUUGCUAUUGGUAUAUGGUUCUUAUCUAUCUUGAUGUUUAGGAAGUUCUCCCAUGAACGCUGAAGUAGUGCUUGUAUACUAAUGAACCUUUCUUUGCUAAUUAGUGACCAUUCAUUCCCAUUGAUGUAAAGCGUGCUUAGAGUCUAACAAUGCCUUAUGCAUCAAAUUGGAUUCCCCUUUGUGUAAUUGAACUCAACAUGAGAAUCUUGAUUUUGAUGUUAGUUUAAUUUCGUAACUAGUUUUGAUUGUUGCGCA
Messenger RNA from Lotus japonicus, 1868 nucleotides. Its product is annotated as actin-related protein 4. The record is from RefSeq and is a predicted model, not a curated record. Gene Ontology annotation, cellular component: SWI/SNF complex; NuA4 histone acetyltransferase complex. Gene Ontology annotation, molecular function: chromatin binding. NCBI's taxonomy places the organism in Eukaryota, Viridiplantae, Streptophyta, Magnoliopsida, Fabales, Fabaceae. Bases 294 to 1613 code for a protein of 439 amino acids. Gene Ontology annotation, biological process: regulation of transcription by RNA polymerase II. The transcript has 20 exons.